AUGAGACUGACCACCUUAGUCUUCAGCUUGACUACUCCUCUGGUAUCUCUUGCGUUACCAGUAUCCGAAUACGUUCUACAUGCUAGAGAUGCUGGUCAAAAUGUGUCUAGCAAUACACCAGUACUAAGUCAGCAAGCCGAAUUCUCAGGUGAUGUAACUCAAUGUACUGGCUACAACGUCGAUAACACCACUCCAUCGUCCUCAGGUGGUCUUUUGAUCUAUCUCACACUCACCAAUAAAUGUUCAGCUUACGGAAAUGACAUCUCCUACCUUACCGUUUCGGUAGAAUACGAAACAUCAUCUAGAUUACAUGUCCACAUAUACGAUAAUGACAUUCAUCAAUAUCAAGUCCCUCGAUACGUUUUACCUCGUCCUGAUGGUACCACUUCGGAAGAUAAGAGCGAUUUGAAAUUUGAGUAUAAUGAUGAUCCGUUUGAAUUCUGGAUAACCCGUAAAGAAGAUAAUGCGAUUCUGUUCGAUACGAGAUCGAAGAAUAUCCCGACAUACACUGAAUCGAUUCAGAUCGAAGGUGCUUAUAGUAAUUAUACUGUCUUACCUUCUCAUCCAUUGGUGUUUGAAGAUCAAUAUCUACAACUGUCUUCGGCCUUACCUGAUGGUGCGAAUAUAUAUGGUCUAGGUGAAGUCAUAGCUGGAACGGGGUAUAGGAGAAACGAAUCUGCUACGGUUCAGACUUUCUGGACUAGGGAUGUUGGUGAUCCAGUGGAUGAGAACAUGUACGGUGUUCAUCCGAUGUAUAUGGAAGUAAGAUGGGACGAAGAACGUAAGAAAUUGAUGUCUCAUGGUGUCUUUCUGCUCAAUUCGAACGGGAUGGACGUGAUCCUAAGAGACGGUGUGAUCGAGUACAGGGCAAUUGGGGGAACUUUCGAUUUCUAUUUCUUCUCCGGACCAUCACCCAACGACGUAGCCUCUCAAUACGCACAAGCCGUAGGUCCUCCUCAAGUCAUGCCAGAAUGGUCAUUCGGAUUCCAUCUUUGUCGAUGGGGAUAUACCUCGGUCAAUGAUACGAGGACCACAGUUACGAGGAUGAGGGAAGCUGGCAUUCCAUUGGAAGUACAAUGGAAUGAUAUCGACUGGAUGAGAGCAUAUAGAGAGUUCCAAUUUGACCAAAACUACGCUCCGGACGAGUAUAAAGCUUUUGUGGAUGAAUUGCAUUCUAUGAACCAGCAUUACAUCCCAAUCAUUGAUGCUGCCAUCGGCUACCUUUACAAUGAUUCUGAUGUAUUCGACGUUUAUUCUCGUGGUCACGAGCUUGAUGUCUGGAUGAAGAACCCCGAUGGUACAGAAUACGUAGGAGCAGUUUGGCCAGGAUUCACCGUCUUCCCUGAUUGGUUCAACCCUAAGAUGCAGCAGGUUUGGACUGAGGCGUUUUACAACCUCAGUCAAGUAGUGGACUUUGACGGUAUCUGGCUCGAUAUGAAUGAACCUUCGUCAUUCGUUGAUGGCUCUGCAACCAAUUCUACCAUUCCGAUCGAGAAUACUACAGUUGUACCUCCCAAUUACACACCGCAAGCUCCUCCCGUAGAUUUCCCAGAAGGUUACUGGCCGAAUAUAUCCGGAUAUAGUGGCAACAUAACUGUAAAUGGUACUUUGACUUAUGGACAAAAUGGCACCGCACCUAAGAACACCGCGCUUCGUCGAUCAUACACCGCUGAGAUCCAACAAGCAAAGAGAAACGGAGGCUCUGGACCGAGCACACCGGAUUUGCCAGAUUACAUUCCUGACAUACCUUAUGUCGACGAACCUCCUUAUCCUAUCCGAAAUCAGGCUGGUAGAUUAUCUGCUAAGACUGUUAGUCCAAAUGCGACGCAUUAUAGGGGUUUACAAGAGUAUAAUGUCCACAACUUAUGGGGAACGAUGGAGGAGUUGGCUAUGCACGAUACUCUGCUGGAGCUUAAGCCUGGGAAAAGACCUUUCAUGGUGGCCAGAUCAACCUUUGCUGGUAUAGGUCGAAAGACUGCUCAUUGGCUUGGGGACAAUUAUUCUACUUUCGCAUACAUGAAGAGAGCCAUCCAAGGAGUUUUACAGUUCAACUUGUUUGGUAUUCCAAUGGUCGGACCUGAUACCUGUGGUUUUAAUGGUAAUACCGACGAGGAACUUUGUAAUCGAUGGAUGCAAUUGAGCGCAUUCUUCCCGUUCUACAGGAACCACAAUACGAAACUCGCUUUGUCUCAAGAACCAUAUGUUUGGGAUUCGGUACGAGAUGCUAGUAUCAAAGCUAUCAACGCUCGAUAUUCCCUCUUGCCAUACUGGCAGACUUUGUUCGCUAAAGCGUCUGAAGGCGGAACACCACCUAUCGUGCCACUAUUCCAUGAAUUCCAAAACCCUUCAUAUCUUUCAAUUGAUUCUCAGUUCCUCAUCGGACCUUCCAUAUUGGUCACACCGGUACUUCAACCAAACGAAUCAACCGUCUAUGGUGUUUUCCCUAAUGACAAUGGAGUAUUCUGGGUAGAUUGGUGGACCCAUUCUAAAGUUGAUAAUUCCAACUCUGACAAUAUCAGUAUCUCCUUACCCCUUGGUGAGAUCGGUGUACAUGUGAGAAGUGGUAGUGUGCUAUUAGUGUAUGAUCAACCGGAAUAUACCGUCAAGGAAACUAGGGAUGGAGGAUAUGGUGUUUUAGUGGCUCUUGAUGGAAAAGGUUAUGCGGAGGGGGACGCAAAAGUAGAUGAUGGAGAUAGUUAUCCAGUCAACGAAUUAACGUGUCUUUCGUUCGUCGCUUCUGAUGGGAAACUAUGUUCGACCCCUCAAGGGAAUUAUCAUAUUGAUGGACAGGUGAAUACCAUCACCAUCGUUGGGGUAUGGAACAAACCUUCCAAAUUCAGCUUAAAUGGACAAGAUGUAGAUGGUAGUCAAAUUGAGUAUGACGAUCAAGUAGGCAGGGCCAAGGUUAGCGAUGUGGGAGGUGAUUUAAACCAAGGGUGGACUUUGACUUGGGAAUGA
Molecule: messenger RNA, 2958 nt
Organism: Kwoniella botswanensis
Lineage: Eukaryota; Fungi; Basidiomycota; Tremellomycetes; Tremellales; Cryptococcaceae
Exons: 27
Coding region: 1-2958 (985 amino acids)
Biological process (GO): carbohydrate metabolic process
Molecular function (GO): carbohydrate binding; hydrolase activity, hydrolyzing O-glycosyl compounds
Source: RefSeq, a predicted model, not a curated record